Messenger RNA from Xenopus laevis (African clawed frog), 3890 nucleotides. RefSeq names its product Scm like with four mbt domains 1 L homeolog (gene sfmbt1.L). Bases 321 to 2855 code for a protein of 844 amino acids. The record is from RefSeq and is a predicted model, not a curated record. The transcript is spliced from 21 exons. Lineage: Eukaryota; Metazoa; Chordata; Amphibia; Anura; Pipidae. Gene Ontology annotation, molecular function: histone binding; chromatin binding. Gene Ontology annotation, cellular component: nucleus. Gene Ontology annotation, biological process: negative regulation of DNA-templated transcription; regulation of DNA-templated transcription.
AAGAAUGCUGAGAAAGUGGGUGGAGGAAGAGUUAAAAAGCCCCAAAAAUUAAAGAAGGCAGACUGUGUGAGCUCGAGAGAGGAGAGUGGUGCGCAUGCGCAAUGGCUGCCGAUGUGCCAUAUUGGAAUGAGGCAGUGAGCAGCGGUGGGGGGUGAAUAGCUGAGAAGCAGAGGGGAAGAGAGCAGCGCACCGGGCCCUGCAAAUCUGCCUGGAAAAAGUCCGGACGGGACUUCAGUUUGUGGAACCCCUUUGGUGUCAUGGUGAGGUCUCAAAAAGAUCCUUGUAACUAGUCACCGGCCCCUUUAGGACACCCUACUGAGAUGAGCCUCCAGGAACAGCCCGCCACAGAUGCUGACAUCAGCCUGGAGGAGGCAGAAUUUAACUGGGAAGAAUAUCUGGAGGAGACUGGAUGCAUUGCUGCUCCUCACAGUUUCUUCAAACAUGUGGACACAUCUCUGAAGAAUGGCUUGUCUCCAGGAAUGAGGUUAGAGGUCCCUCACAGAACAGAAUCUCAGGUUUACUGGAUUGCCAACAUCAUCACCACAUGUGGGAAGCUGCUUCUUCUAAGAUAUCUUGGCUGUGGGGAAGACAGGUCCUCUGAUUUCUGGUGUGACAUUGUUACCUCUGACCUUCAUCCCAUUGGCUGGGCUCAGCAGAACGGAAAGUCCCUGAGACCACCAGAAGGAAUAAGAGAGAAGCUGAAAAAUUGGGAGGAAUACUUGGCUGAAAAUUCAACUGGAGUCGGCAGUGCACCGGCUCAUUUACUAGAGGGCCCUCACCGGGGGAAAGACCCUUUGGACCUGUUUGGCCCUGGGUCCAAGCUGGAGCUUCAACACUGUCAGGAUUCUCUUGUGGCCUGGCCUGUUAGGGUACUGGAGAAUACUGGAGGCAGGCUCAAGCUCCAGUAUGAAGGGGCACCUGAUUGUGUAUGGCUCUUCUAUCUCCACCCAUUUCUUCACCAGGUCGGAUGGGCAGCUCAGCAUGAACAUGAUAUGCAACCACCUCAAGCCAUAUCACACCUGAGGAGUGAAGAGGAGUGGAAGGAAAUAUUGACCAAGUGGGAAACAGACCCUGGAGACUGUGUACCAGCUGAGUUUUUCCAGGAGCAGCCACCAUUACCAAUUCAUUCCUUCUCGGCAGGGAUGAAAGUAGAGGCCUUGGAUCAGUCCAACCCAUCAUACUUUAUGCCAGCUACAGUCACUAAGGUGUUCAGUGACCGGUACUUCUUGAUUGCGUUUGACGAUCUCAGACCUUUGGACUCAAGAACUAGUCGGCUUUUUUUGUGCCACUGUAAUAGCACUGAAAUCUUCCCUGUUGGCUCAAGUCAGAAGAUGGGAGUGCCCCUCCGCCCCCCACCUGGGCACUCAGAGGAGGAAUUUGUUUGGGAUAAAUAUUUAACUCAGUGUGAUGGUUCAGCUGCUCCUGAGAGUAACUUUCCUAUGCCACAGCCACAGAGUGAUCAUGUCUUCCAGGAACGAAUGAAACUAGAGGCUGUCAACCCUUUGCAGCAAGAGGAAAUCUGCAUAGCUACAGUCACCCAGGUCAUGGGCUCUUAUAUCAGGCUACAGUUGGAAGGCUCUAAGCUGCCCAUACCAGAGUGUAUUGUGCAUGUGGAAUCCAUGGACAUCUUUCCAAUGGGGUGGUGUGAGACCAAUGGACACCUUCUCUGUGCCCCGCCUCGAUCUAAAGUAAAUCCACCUAAGAAAACGGUUGCCAGUCAGCAUGAAAAACCAAUCCCAGCCUCUAAGAACCUGAAUGGUUUAAGCACAACAGAGUCUGCGCCCUGCAAAUUUAACUCCAACGGGAAGUACCUCUGCCCAAAGAUAUACUUCAACCACAGAUGUUUUUCUGGACCAUAUCUGAACAAGGGAAGAAUAGCAGAAUUGCCGAAGUCUGUUGGGCCUGGCAGCUGUGUUUUGGUCUUAAAAGAGGUCCUGUCUUUGCUCAUAAACGCUGCUUAUAAACCCAGUCGAGUGUUACGGGAACUGGAACUGCAGGAAGAUUCUUCAUGGUCCCAGCACACGGAAACUAUCAAAGCAAAGUAUAAAGGGAAGACUUACAGAUCCACAGUGGAGCUUGUGAGAACAUCAGACCAAGUGCCUGAGUUCUGCCGGAAAACCUGCCUCAAACUGGAAUGCUGCCCUAAUCUGUUUGGACCUUUAAUGGUGCUGGACCAGUGUUCAGAAAAUUGCUCUGUUUUAACAAAGACAAAGUACACUCAUUAUUAUGGGAAGAGACGUGGAAAGAACCUUACCAAUCCUACAGGGAUUCUGCGAAGCAUUGAAGCUGCACUGAAAAAGCCUGCUAAGAAAAGGAGAAGGAGGAAAAAUUUCUUUGUGCAUAAAAAGAAGCGCAUGUCAACUUCAGUGGAUAACACACCUGGAGGGAGCCCGCAGGGGAGUGAUGAAGAAGAGGAAGAGGAAGGUGAAGAAGAUUCCCCCAGUGAGGGAAGCAUCCAGGAACAGUCAGAAAUUUCAGGGAAGGGCUCCUCCUCCACAUCCCCUACUCGGAGUGAACGCUCCCUAAACACAGAGAAGAAAAAAAGCCAUCCGUUCUCAGACAAUGAGAAAUUACUCAUGACAAAGGACAUUCGGAUAGAGCUGAGGGAACCUCUUAUACUGGACAGUAGUCCUUUGGAUUGGACUGUCAAUGACGUUAUCCAGUACAUCAAAUCCACAGACUGUGCUAACUUGGCAAAGCACUUUCAGGAACAGGAAAUUGAUGGGAAAGCGCUGCUCCUCCUCACUCUCCCUGCUGUACAGGACUUCAUGGAUCUCAAGCUCGCGGCUGCUGUCAGACUCUGUUACCAUGUAGAGAGGGUAAAGCUGGCUUUCUAUCAGAGCUUGACUAGCUAAGGCACAUCGGAGGCAUUAUUGCCACCUAUUUACUACAGGAAGCUUAUUGAUAAUCACAGCUCUGCCACAUAGGCUGUUCAAAGAAUAUUUUUUUUAUUAAAGUGGUUGCUCAGUCACUGUACAUAAACAACUGCAGGAUAAUUGCAAUUCAAAUGUUCUGACUGGGAGGAUCCUUGCUAAAGAUGAAAAGCCUAUAGUCACAGAUUUCACGCUUGUGCUUUUGCCAGCUGAGAAUGCUGGGGGAUGUAGUUAUCCACAGCUGCAGUAUUAAACCUCUAGUUUAAUAUUGCUGCCUUAAGUGAUUUGCACUUCUCUACGUACUGUCAGGGACCAGGUGUUUACAUAUGCUCUUGGGAAGAUCCCUUGAAACAGACAAGAAUUAUCUAAAUUCUUAUGUGAAGGGAAAUUGAGCAGGAUAUAAAAUAUAUGUAUGAGGAUAUCUAUUAGUGUGUCACAGAACAUCACAAGGUAAGCAAGAAAAUUAGCCACAGAUAAGAACUGAACAGUAAAGGUGUUGCUGUGGUCUAUGAUCCAGCAGGGACAAGCAGAAUGUCAGCUUCCAUGCAUGAUAUAAAGCAAGCAAUCAAAAUAUUUUGUGAACACACUAAAAACAAAUUAUACAAUAGAUUAUAAUGAACCUUUUUGGGUUGGGCACAGAAAUAACAGUCCUUAUAACUUUUAGAUUAGUAAAUCAUGCUGCAGCAGCCCAGAUGGCUUAUUCCAUUCCUUUGUAAUCAGGACAUAUAGGACAGGACGGAACAUUGAUUGAAUGGGCUCUCCCUAACCAAACUGAUUUAGGGAAAUAUUGGUAAAUUUGUGUAAUUUUAAGUGGGUCUGAGGCCAGCCUUUGGCCCUCUACCUGCGGCAAAGCUAUAAAUGCAGGUUUCUGGGAGGUGUAGUUCUGCAGUGGUGAGAUGGACAAAGGUUGCCUUGCCUGUUUAUAUAUUUGCAAACGGGCACAAGGCAGCCUUGUCCUUACCACUUGUCAUGAAUGACAUACCAGUUGGGGGGGGAAGCGCAUGUACAUGCCCCACA